GUGGUUCUCGAGAUGCGAGUUUAAAUCUCUCGAUGAUAACACGUGAUAAAAGAUGUGUCAACAAUAACAAUAUUAUAAAAAUUAUAAAAAUUUUAAAUUAAAUAUUGUUAUUUUGAAAGAUUGAAAAAUGUAUUGGAAGAGUAAAUAGUAAAUCUACGAAGAACAUACAAGUUUUCAAAUAAUUGUCUACGUGUCUUUUAACCUAACAAGACACGUCAACUUCGACCGAAAAAGAACCGAACAAGUUUGUUAGUUCAAUAAUUUGUGUGAAAUUUAAUUUUGUAGAUAGAAAAAUUAUAUCUGAAGAGAAAGUAGACAAAGAGAAAAGAUCAUAGAAGAAAAAGUGAGAGCCUCAAAAAGAUAUAUUUAAAUAGUGCGGGAAAAAAAUUAAACUUUGUGUGUUGAACUCUCACUUAUAAACGUUAUCUGAACUACUAUGCUACGAUUAGAUAAUAUAUCCGUUGAUUAAAAGUGAAUUUAUACAUCUAACUGUGAACAUGGCAUCUGGUGAUAGCAGGCGUGUUGCUUUAAUAACAGGAAUUACAGGACAAGAUGGCUCUUAUUUAGCAGAAUUUUUGCUGGAAAAGGGAUACGAUGUACAUGGUAUUAUUAGACGAGCCAGUUCGUUUAACACUGCUCGCAUUCAGCACCUUUAUGAAGAUCCGAAAUGUCAUCGACAGGGCAAAAUGAAAUUGCAUUAUGGCGACAUGACCGAUUCUAGCAGUCUGAUCAAAGUCAUCAGUGCUGUACAGCCAACAGAAAUUUACAAUCUCGCAGCUCAAAGUCAUGUCAUGGUAAGUUUCGAAGUAAGUGAGUAUACUGCUGAAGUGGAUGCGGUAGGAACAGUGCGAUUAUUGGAUGCAAUACGCACGUGUGGAUUAGAAAAAUCCGUGAGAUUUUAUCACGCAUCAACAUCUGAGCUCUAUGGUAAUGUGGUGGAAGUUCCACAGAAUGAAAAAACACCAUUUUAUCCAAGAUCACCAUAUGCUUGUGCAAAGUUAUAUAGUUUCUGGAUCGUCGUGAAUUAUAGAGAAGCGUACAAUAUGUUCGCGUGCAAUGGGAUAUUAUUUAAUCACGAGAGUCCGCGAAGAGGAGAGAAUUUUGUUACAAGAAAAGUGACUAGAUCUAUAGCGAAGAUACACUUGGGUCUUCUGGAUGUGCUUGAGUUGGGAAAUUUAGAUGCAAAGCGAGAUUGGGGUCAUGCCAAAGAUUAUGUUGAGGCUAUGUGGUUGAUGCUUCAACAAACACAACCAGACGACUACGUUAUAGCAACGGGUGAAACACAUAGUGUACGAGAAUUCGUGGAAACGGCAUUCCAAUAUGUAGGUCGCACAAUUAAAUGGGAAGGCGAGGGUAUAAAUGAGACGGGUCAGGAUGCACAAACUGGUCAAGUAUUGGUUCGCAUCAAUCCAAAAUAUUUUCGUCCAACGGAAGUAGAUAUACUUUUGGGUGAUGCGUCCAAAGCGAGAAACAAAUUUGGAUGGAAACCAAAAGUGACGUUUAAGGAACUUGUAAAAGACAUGAUGGACUCGGACCUGGAAUUGAUGUCCAAAAAUCCGAAUGCUUAACAAUCUUUAUCGUUUAAAUUGUGAUAUUGCCGAAUAUAAUUCCGAUGUAUUUUUAUUCCAUGAGAGAAACAGUAUUUAAAAAUUUUUAUCCACUUUGUAUAUAAUUCCUUUUAUAUAAGCCUAAAAAAUUAUGAAAAGAUUUUUACUGAUUAGUAUAAUUAAUGUAUAACUGUGCAAUUGAAAUACAUAAAAUGAAAUACAUAAUUAAUAUAUAAGAUAAACACUCUACGAACAUUCGAAGUUUUUCUUUUGAAAAUUAAACUGCUCUCGGUGAAUGUGUCAUCAAGAGAGAAAACAAAUUGAAAAGAAUGUUCUUUUUCGUACAUUUGUAUAAAUUAUUCUCAAACAGAAAAUAUA
Messenger RNA from Pseudomyrmex gracilis, 1925 nucleotides. RefSeq names its product GDP-mannose 4,6 dehydratase (gene Gmd). Gene Ontology annotation, biological process: GDP-mannose metabolic process. The coding region runs from base 498 to 1568 and encodes 356 amino acids. Gene Ontology annotation, molecular function: GDP-mannose 4,6-dehydratase activity. The record is from RefSeq and is a predicted model, not a curated record. NCBI's taxonomy places the organism in Eukaryota, Metazoa, Arthropoda, Insecta, Hymenoptera, Formicidae. The transcript is spliced from 7 exons.